GGGACAGUGGCCGGAGCUGCUGCCGGGAGCGGAGCCGGCCACGCGCAGGGGGAGGAGGGCGCCCCGGGUGGACGCGCGCGUGCUGGCCUGGGGAGUCGCGAGUGGGGACUACUUUGGUUUUACCUUCGUGUACUUCGUGUGCCUAGCACAGUGCAUGGUGCAUAUUAGGUGAAGGAAUUGAGGUCCAGAAGUGAAGUUAUAAACCUCAAUUCAUCCAAGACAACCAUUACAGAAUCAAAAAUCGAACCCGGUCUUCUGGCUCCAAAUUCCAAUUCUAUUACUUAUUCCUGUUUGACUUUGGACUAGCUCACAGACCCCUACAGAGCUGCUGGUCAGGAUGGAUGAAGAGCUCCUGCCCAAUUCACAUGUGCUCAUCAGUGACAGUAAAUCAAUUCUGAAAUCAGAACUCUUAUCUUUGCUAAAAACAUACAAUUGUUAUCAUGAAGGAAGAAGCUUCCAGCUGAGACAUCGAGAGGAAGAAGGCGAGCUCAUCAUAGAAGGGCUACUCAAUAUAUCCUGGGGACUGAGGCGACCCAUCCGACUCCAGAUGCAGGACGAUAAUGAGAGAAUUCACCUCUCUACAGCCCCGUGGAAAAAAGACCCGCCUAGUAUAAGCCAAAAGGGACUUCACCAGGGUGCCAGAGACACCAUUGAAGAGCCAAGCCCUCAUGCUGUGGUGAACCCAGAAAGCUCUGGCACUGACUCAGCAGAUCCUAUAAAUGGUGAGGAGGAGACCCCACAGCUCAUGAGGACAAAAAGUGAUGCAAGUUGCAUGAUUCAACGAAGAUCAAAAUGCCGCACACUGGGAGAAGCUCAGAAGAUAAAGCGGCAUAGAUUCUCAAUCAAUGGGCAUUUCUAUAACCACAAGACCUCAGUGUUUACUCCUGCCUAUGGCUCCGUGACCAAUGUGAGAGUCAACAGCACCAUGACAACUGUCCAAGUGCUGACCCUGCUUCUGAACAAGUUUAGGGUUGAAAAUGGCCCCAGCGAGUUUGCACUCUAUGUAGUUCAUGAAUCAGGGGAACGGACAAAAUUAAAAGACUGUGAAUAUCCACUAAUUUCAAGAAUCCUACAUGGGCCAUGUGAGAAAAUCGCCAAAAUAUUUCUGAUGGAAACAGACUUGGGAGAAGAAGUUCCUUAUGAUGUCGCUCAGUACAUUAAGUUUGAAAUGCCGGUGCUGGACAGUUUUGUUGAAAAAUUAAAAGAAGAGGAGGAAAGAGAAAUAAUCAAACUGACUCUGAAGUUCCGAACUCUCCGCCUGAUGAUGUUGCAGCGCUUGGAACAGCUGACAGAGCCAGAAGAACUGGCGUAGCAUCUGGUUUCCAGGAUGACCAGGGUAGCAGUGUUGGAAUGUGGAAAAGUCUACAGGAUGCAACCACCUGAAGCCAAUCAGCUUUGAUCUUUGAUACUCGUCCUCUAAUUGCCACUUAAACCAAAUCCCCAGAACUGGGGGAUGGACACUCUAUUUAUCUGUAUGGCACUAACACCUUGUCUCUUGCUAUUAACCACAUUGCUAGAGUCUCUGGAGUUGUUCCCUCAUCACUGUGGGGACCAGAGCAGACCUUAGGGGAAAGGGAACUUUCAGAUAAGGUACCUAUAGCUGGCAUCUUGCUUUUGCAAGAGGAUUCCUCAGAGUUUGGCACAACCCCCUGAUUGCCUAGUAGUGGGGAUUAGGAGUAGGCCACAUGCUAUAUGUGGGGAAGAGUGAUAGGAGGUAUAUGAAUCUCUAACUGCCUCAUAGUGGCAGGUGCCUGAGCGUCGGGUGUAUAAGGUCAGCCCAUCUAUUCUUAGCUUUGGGUAAUGUCUCUGAAUAACCUGUCCCCACUGGUCCUUUUGUCACCACAAGGGGCUGGUGUGUACAUCACAUAAUUUGUGCUCUCUCCUGUUGCCUGUGGAUUAUGAAUUCACCAUAACUCACAUAGUGUGGGUCUGCUGCCAUAGUGGAAAACACCAGCCUCACUAGUGGUUGAUAGAGACGACUUUGAAAUACAGGUAUUUGUAACAACAAAAAUUCGGCCUUGGGUACUAGGCUGUCAUGAAUCUCUUUAGUACGAACCUGAAAAUCAGUCAUUUAAAUUUCUCUUCCCCACUCCCUCCCAGCCCCUGCCUGCCCCACCCAAAAAAAAACCCAAUCAUACAGAUGUUCAUUUCAGUCCAGGCUCUUUACAAAAGCAAUGAGAUUUGUGGAACAUGAAUUGGGUUGUUUUGGCCACUUUUAAAAGGGUGUUGCCGCUCUGUUAGCAUGGGUGUAGGUCCAUGGGAAGGACUAGUUUACACAAUGUGCCCAGAUAACCAUAAGACAAAAUACUAAAUGAGAAGGGUGCAAAACUCGGAGAGGUGCAAAACGAAGUGCUUUCUGUGGCCCAGGUUGAAGAUGAUGCCCAGGGGCAUGUAACUACUAUUUCUACCUCUGUAACAGUGAGUAUAAUGCUUAUUAAUUCCUUCAAAGUGACAUUUAAGCCAUGAAUGCUUGCAAUGGGAGAAAAGGGCUUUAAGUCCCCAGGAGACACAAUGCUGAAGAAAUCUUGUAUUUUUCUGUUAAGGAAAAAUUCUGGGAAUGAAAUGGCCUUUGCGAAAAUAUGCAGUUGCAGGGAACAGCCACUGGAAAUGCUUGGUCAAAAUAGAACCAAACCUAUAGCCUAGAUUCCGCUUUUGGGACCAGAUCUCGUGACCUGGCUCCCCAGCCAUCUUCUAACCCUUUCCCCUAAUAAGCGGAUAAGAAAUGGAUUCUGAGAGUCAACAAGCAUUUGUUAAGCACAUAAUGGUCAUAAUUGUCUUCUUUGCACAUAAAAGUUACAUCCCAAGAUCAGCUGAAACUCACUGGUCCUGGCAAUGUACUGAAGAAAUUUAGAAGAAAUCUGGGUGCUUUUUUUAAAACCAGAUCUGUGAUUUCUUCACUUUAGUAAAUUCCCUCUUCUAAGGCAGUUAAAUAUCUCCUCUGAAGGUUAUAAUUUAAGGGAAUUAGUUGCCUAGGUCACUGAGACAUUAAAUUACUUGUCUAGGCUCCCAUAGACAAUACCUUUUAGUAUCAGGACUUGAUUUCAGUUCUUCUUGACCUUGGGGUCAGCUCACCAACUAUAAUGUUUGAUCACCUCUCUGUGUACACUUAUGACAUAAAAAUUCCAUUCUGCAUCUGUGUCCCUGUGCCUGAUGUAGAGCACUUCUGGUUAUGUUGAACCAGUAAAAGUUGAGAAUAUUUAUUUCAAUAUUUUCCAGAAACCUGUUCUGCUCUCAUACUAUGCAACCUGUGAAUGAGAUCUAGGGGUUAUCCUAGAUGAGUUUUUAUUAAGAGACUCAAGGAGCCUCUCUCUCAGUGAAUAUGGAGGAAUAAUAGCUAAGAGAGCACACUUUUUAAAAUUAUUGUUAGUUUGUGCAUGUCACCUUGUUCCUUGGACCUUCGGGCCUCCCCCCACAGUAUGGGUGUUGAACAAUGUUUGGCAGCUAAAUCCAUUUCUGCUUCCUAUUAAAGACAAAAUAUAAUCUCUUAGCAUUCCCAUGUACAUUUCCAUCAGCUGGACUGAAUCUAUAGGCUUUAUUGGAGAGAAGAUAUCUAGAAUUAACCGUGGUUUGUAGAGGAGGUAAGUGCCCUGUGAGAUUCCAAGCACUGGAAACUUACUGCAAAGACUGGCCUUUGGGUUUGGGGGCUUCCUCUAAUUUCUCUUAUUUUUUCCUCUCUUUUUUUUCUACUGCAUACGAUCCAUUUGUUAAAAUUUUAGAAAAAGUAGCCAAGAGAAGCCAAAUAGAGAACUGCUUUCUUCCUCUACAAGUUUGAAUGUGAAUAUAGCUGUUUACUACACACAUACAAAUAAAGCUUUGAUAUUUUUCU
Trichosurus vulpecula (common brushtail) is the source of this 3826-nucleotide messenger RNA. RefSeq names its product Ras association domain family member 4 (gene RASSF4). Gene Ontology annotation, biological process: signal transduction. The transcript is spliced from 13 exons. The record is from RefSeq and is a predicted model, not a curated record. Lineage: Eukaryota; Metazoa; Chordata; Mammalia; Diprotodontia; Phalangeridae. The coding region runs from base 338 to 1312 and encodes 324 amino acids.